Molecule: messenger RNA, 1680 nt
Organism: Arabis nemorensis
Lineage: Eukaryota; Viridiplantae; Streptophyta; Magnoliopsida; Brassicales; Brassicaceae
Source: the annotation of a GenBank genome assembly
AUGCUUAGAGCAGAGAACGAAGCUCUUAAGACAGAGAAUCAAAAUCUUCAGUCUGAUCUAAAAAGCCUUUCUUGCUCUUCUUGCGGCAGCUCCGGCGACAAACUCCUCCUCGAAAACUCCCGUCUCCGCGAAAAGCUUAUUCUGUUAGAGAGCAUUGCUUCGUUCAUGAAUCCUCCUCUGCCUCUUUCUCAAGGCACUGUUUGUUUCUUCCCGGAGACUAAAGAAAACAACGAUUUGUCUUCGAUUGCGGAAGAAGAUAAGGCGGUUGUGAUGGCUUUUGCGGUUUCUUGUGUUCAAGAAUUAGUGAAGAUGUGUUACACUAAUGAGCCUUUGUGGUAUGAGAAGAGAUUAGAGAACAAAGAGAGUUUGUUGUAUCUUAACGAAGAAGAGUACAAGGAGUUGUUCUUAUGGCCUCCAAUGGAGAAAUAUCGUUUUCGCAGAGAAGCUUCAAGAGCUAAUGGAGUUGUCUUCAUGAACAGCAUAACUCUUGUCAAUGCAUUUCUUGAUGCAGAUAAAUGGUCGGAGAUGUUCUGUUCAAUAGUGUCAAAAGCCAAAAUGAUUCAGAUCAUUUCUCCUGGAGUUUCUGGAGCAAGUGGCUCUCUUAUUCUGAUGUAUGCAGAGUUACAAGUUCUAUCUCCACUGGUACCAACAAGAGAAGGAUAUUUUCUUCGGUACGCGGAACACAACAAAGAACAAGGAAAAUGGAUGAUUGUAGAUUUCCCGAUCGAUCGUUUUCACGGUUUGAUCAAACCAGCUUCAGCUGCUACUUCUACUGAUCAGUACCGGAGAAAACCUUCUGGUUGCAUCAUUCAGGACAUGCCUGACGGAUACUCUCAAGUCACGUGGGUAGAGCACGUGGAAGUGGAGGAGAAGCACGUGCACCACGAGAUGGUUCGAGAGUAUGUUCAGAGCGGUGCUGCCUUUGGUGCUGACCGGUGGCUAGCUGUGUUACAGAGACAGUGUGAGAGAAUGGUUAGUCUUAUGGCUACAAACAUAACUGACCUUGGAGUGAUUCCAUCUGCAGAAGCAAGGAAGAACUUGAUGAGGCUCUCGCAGAGAAUGGUGAGAUCGUUCUGUCUGAAUAUAAGCGAUUCGUACAGACAAUCACUGUCUGGAUCAAUAAAGGACACAGUGAGAAUCACGAGCAAGAAAGUUUGUGAUGGUCUUCUGCUAUGUGCCGUUUCAACCACGCUUCUUCCUUUUUCUCAUCUUCGAGUCUUUGAUCUUCUCCGCGAUGAUCAUCGUCGCUCUCAGGAGAUUUUGUUCAAUGGGAAUUCAAUUCAAGAACUUGCUCAUAUCGCUAAUGGAUCACAUCCCGGAAAUUGCAUCUCUCUGCUUCGUAACAAUGUAGAGUUAAUGCUUCAAGAAACUAGCACUGAUAACUCCGGCAGUCUUGUUGUUUACUCCACCGUCAACGCCGUUCAGCUCGCUAUGUACGGCGAGGAUCCUUCUAAGAUUCCUCUUUUACCCUUCGGAGCCUCUAUUGUUCCGGUGAAUCCAUCCGAGGGUAUUUUCAUCAAUGCGCCUUCUUGUUUGCUCACUGUUGGGAUUCAGGUCCUGACGAGCAAUGUCUCCGACGCAAGAUUCGACCUUUCCACCGUCUCCGCCAUCCACAACCGUGUUUGCUCCACCGUAAACCAGAUCACAUCCGCCCUCGGAAGCUCCGGCGUUGGUAAUUAG